AUGAAAACAACACAUUGGUUACCGAUAUGGCUGACUUUCAAAUUUUCACUCACAGUCCUAUCUCUUACAACGGAAAGUAACUUAAAUUCUGCGGAUUACAAUUCCACGAAAGCCUUAUUUGAAUUCAAAGAUAAUGAUGGCACAGAAGAUAGCGAAGAUGAAGAGGAUAUUGUCUUCACUAAAAGUGGGCCGAUUCAAGGUUAUAUAUACAAAGAAACGAAUAAUAUUAUAAGAUUUUAUGAUAUACCUUAUGGAUCAAUCAAUGCCGUAAAUCCGUUUCAGGAACCGUCGCCAUCAGAACCAUGGAAAAAUGUUCACAAAAAUAAAGAGCACAAGUCACGGUGUCCUCAAAUCGAACAUCCUGAUAUAUUUGUAGGCAAUACUGACUGUUUGACUCUUAAUAUUAUGGUACCAAUACAGGCAAAAAAUUCAGGUGUUUUGUUUCACAUACAUGAUGGAAGUUUAAAUAAUGGCAGCGGUAAUCCAAAUAUUUAUGGACCGGAGUACCUAGCUCCUAACGGUGUUAUAUUGGUCCUUCCUAAUUAUAGACUAGGUCCACUUGGAUUUUUGUGUUUGCGAAAUGAUACUAUACCAGGCAACGCAGCUCUUAAAGAUUUGACUUUAGCAUUAAAAUGGAUAAAAGAUAAUAUAGCAGUAUUUGGAGGAAAUCCUUUAAAUAUUGUCGUAAGCGGAGAGGGUAAUGCUGGAGCAUUGGCGGGAUAUUUAGCUGUAUCACCCUCAUCAAGAGAUUAUAUCUCAAAAGUUAUCACAGAAAGUGGUUUUAUUCUAUCUCACUGGGCUUUAGAUAGGGAUCCACUUACCACAGUAAACAAUCUAUCACAGAAAGUUAAUUUUCCUAUAGCCGCAGUAACAGCAGAAAACGAUGAAUUUGAAAAUUAUAAUUUAGCGGCAUUAAUACUUGCAGCGAAAGAUAUGAAAUUUGCUCCUUGUAUAGAGAUUGGAGAAAAAUCUUUUAUAACCGAAACUCCUUGGACUUUACUAAAUAGUUUAAAAACAAACAUUUUUUUUAUGAUAGGUUCCGCGAAUCAUGCUGGUAUGCAAGAAGCAUUACAACACACAGAAAACAGUUUAUCAGAACUCGAUAAAAACUUUGGUGUCAUUUUGCCCGAUGAUUUAGAUUUUCAACAGAAUAAUGAGAAAAAAUCAGAAGUUGCAAAUAAACUAAAAGAUCAAUACUUCGGCAACAAGACUGUCACAUUAGAUACAGUACAAGAACUCUCAUUGUGUUAUACGGAUGCUUCGUAUUUAGGGCCAAUGAUAAGUGCUACUAGAUCCUUAGUGGCAGCAGGAGCCCAAGUGUAUUUCUACGAGUUUGCUUAUGUGGGAGAUUUGAAUCAAGAAAUACCAUCCUCGAUCAAGAUACAUGGAGCAUCCAGAGGGGACAGCGCCAGAUAUGUAUUCCGUUACGAAGGAAAAAUCCCCAGUGAUGAUACAAAAGAAAAAUAUAUGGCCGAAUUCAUGGCAGAAUUGUGGGCGAGCUUCGUUGUUGCUGGUAAACCAAGAGCGGAGAGAAUAGAGUGGAAACCAGUAAAGCAAACAGAAGAGGCCAAUGAAAACUGGUUUUUUAUAGGUUCUGAAUUUAUGCUACAAAGAGGAAUACACGUCGACCGCCUGAAGCUAUGGAACGAGAUAUAUGGAUUGUAUUUCGUUGAGCAUAAUCGCGCUUUGGUGAACAUGAGACUCGCGGCGUUGUUACAUAUUUUGUUAUGGCACUGUGCGACUGGACGUUCUCCUCUGCAGUCCACGAGGCCGCAUCGCGAUGUUGUGACGACGCAAGGUCGGGUAAGAGGCUACCUCUUCCCGAACCCACCCCACUAUGCCUUCCUGGGCGUCCCUUACGCCCGCCCGCCCACGCGUUACGACAGGUUUAAGGCUCCGGAGCCUCCACCUCACUGGGAUGGUAUUUUCGAGGCGACCCACCGUAUCAAGUGUCCUCAGGUAGACGAGGAUGGCGUAGAAAACUGUUUAGUAAUCAAUGUGUUUACCCCGGAGCACGUUACAUCGCUGCCAGUAGUCGUUCAUGUUCACGACGGAGAUUUUCAAAGGGGAUGGGGAUCAUAUAGGGCGCCGUCACGUCUUCUUCAGCAAAAUUUAAUAAUUGUGACGUUUAACUACCGCCUUGGAGCUCUUGGAUUCCUCUGUCUUGGUUCCGUUGACGCACCAGGGAACGCUGGCUUAAAAGACCAAGUGGCGGCGCUUUACUGGGUUCAAAGAAAUAUAGAAAAGUUUGGUGGAAACCCUAUGGACGUCUCCAUUUACGGAACAGGUUCCGGCGCAGUGGCAGUAGAGUUGCUGAUGCUAUCUGGUUCGACAGUCGGACUCUUUCAUCGAGCAAUUUUGGAGUCGGGCUCGGCUUUAGCACCGACAUCUGUGUCCUAUACGCCAUUUGUAACUGCCCUAGAAGUCGCAUCAACUUUAGGGUAUGACGGUGACAGCAAACCGGACGAUAUAGCGAAAUUUUUUCAGCAAGCCCCUUUAAAAAACUUAGUGAACGUUAGCGACAUGUUCUUGCCGUGUAUCGAGCGAGAUUCAUCCAGCACUAGCAGCUUAUUGGAAAUGGACCCAGUCGAUAUAUUAAAGGACGCACAUUUUUAUCAUGUGCCACUCAUGAUUGCAUACACUAACGCGCUUGAAGUAAAAAUCAUCACGGAGAAUAUACAAAGAUUUAACGUCAUACCCAACGAUUUUGAAAAUUUGCUACCGAGUAACUUGAACUUCGAAAGCGAGGAUUACAAACACAAGCUGGCGAAACUUGUCAAGGAGUUUUAUUUCGGUGAGAACGAGGUGGGCGACAGUUUGAUUCCAAAUUACGUCGAUUACGUAAACGAUAUCUUUGUUGAAUAUCCCGUAAUCAAGUCGGCAAUACUAUAUGCAAGAGCUUCUCAGCCAGUAUAUCUGAUGAAGUUUACAUACAGAGGUACCGUGAGUAGUGUCAAAGAUGAGGAGAUACCAGGCGCCGGACACGGUGAUAUUUUUAGGUACAUAUUUUCAAAUGAGAGAUUGAGCGGAGAUGAAAGACAAAUUGCUGAUAGGCUGGUUACGUUGAUAACUAACUUCAUAAAGUUGGGAGACCCAACUCCAUUAACAACCAGCCUCAUACCAGUGAUAUGGGAGCCAGUACCCACACCACAGGACUUCGAAGGUAAAAUAACAAUGGUCCCAUAUUUGUUAUUUGACAGAACAUUGGCAAACCAACUCUUACCCGGUCAGCAGCUAAUAUUUUGGGAUCAUAUAUACAGCAAAUUCUAUAAGAAGCAUAUGAAUGUAUGA
This is a messenger RNA of Parnassius apollo (apollo), 3291 nucleotides long. The record is from the annotation of a GenBank genome assembly. NCBI's taxonomy places the organism in Eukaryota, Metazoa, Arthropoda, Insecta, Lepidoptera, Papilionidae.